This is a messenger RNA of Chinchilla lanigera (long-tailed chinchilla), 6226 nucleotides long. It is a transcript of the gene Rb1cc1, whose product is annotated as RB1-inducible coiled-coil 1. Bases 160 to 4932 code for a protein of 1590 amino acids. Gene Ontology annotation, molecular function: protein kinase binding; molecular adaptor activity. Gene Ontology annotation, biological process: glycophagy; piecemeal microautophagy of the nucleus; autophagy of peroxisome. Gene Ontology annotation, cellular component: extrinsic component of membrane; phagophore assembly site membrane; Atg1/ULK1 kinase complex. The transcript has 23 exons. The record is from RefSeq and is a predicted model, not a curated record. NCBI's taxonomy places the organism in Eukaryota, Metazoa, Chordata, Mammalia, Rodentia, Chinchillidae.
GAGUUGAACCAGUAAUGCCAUUCAGGUGCCAAUAUCAAGCAAAGAAACAGAAGCCAGUUCUGAUCUGCUUUUGAAGAAACGUGGCAGUGCUUUUCACAGUGCCUGACGGAACUAUAUCAGAAGGUGAGGUGUAAGCUCACAGAGUCCAGAGAAGUCAUCAUGAAGUUGUAUGUAUUUCUGGUUAACACUGGAAUUACUCUAACAUUCGACACUGAACUUACGGUGCAAACUGUGGCAGACCUUAAACAUGCCAUUCAAAGCAAAUACAAGAUUGCUAUUCAGCACCAGGUGCUGGUGGUCAAUGGAGGAGAAUGCAUGGCUGCAGAUCGAAGAGUGUGCACCUACAGCGCUGGGACGGACACAAAUCCAAUUUUUCUUUUUAACAAAGAAAUGAUCUUAUGUGAUCGUGCGCCUGCUAUUCCUAAAACUACGUUUUCAACAGAAAAUGACAUGGAAAUAAAAGUUGAAGAAUCUCUUAUGAUGCCUGCAGUUUUUCACACUGUCGCUUCAAGGACACAGCUUGCUGUGGAAAUGUAUGAAGUUGCCAAGAAACUUUGCUCUUUUUGUGAAGGUCUUGUCCACGAUGAACAUCUUCAGCACCAAGGCUGGGCUGCAAUCAUGGCCAAUCUGGAGGACUGUUCAAAUUCAUACCAAAAGCUACUUUUCAAGUUUGAAAGUAUUUAUUCAAAUUAUCUGCAAUCCAUAGAAGACAUCAAGUUAAAACUUACUCAUUUAGGAACUGCGGUUUCAGUAAUGGCCAAGAUUCCUUUGCUGGAGUGCCUAACCAGACAUAGUUACAGGGAAUGCUUGGGGAGACUGGACUCCUUCAACGAGCACGAAGGCUCAGGAAAGGCCGAGAUGAAACGAUCCACUGAACUGGUGCUCUCUCCCGACCUGCCUACAACAGCGGAUACAUCCGUGGUAACCUCAUGUCACAAGUCAGUGGGACGUGCAGCCCCGGACAGCACAGAUGCUGAGAGUGGCAGAGAGAUGCGGGAGUCUUGUCAGAGUGCUGCGCCGCAAGAUGCACCUGCAGUAGAUGCUAAAGACAGCGACCUGCCUUUUUUUAAUGUUUCUUUGUUAGACUGGAUAAAUGUUCAAGAUAGACCUAAUGAUGUGGAAUCUCUGGUCAGAAAGUGCUUUGAUUCUAUGAGCAGGCUUGACCCAAAGAUCAUCAGACCGUUUAUAGUAGAAUGCCAUCAGACUAUUGCCAAACUUGAUAAUCAGAAUAUGAAAGCCAUUAAAGGGCUAGAAGAUCGGCUCUACGCCCUGGACCAGAUGAUUGCCAGCUGCGGCCGGCUGGUGAACGAGCAGAAAGAGCUUGCUCAGGGAUUUUUAGCUAAUCAGAUGAGAGCGGAGAAUUUGAAGGAUGCGUCUGUAUUACCUGAUUUAUGCCUGAGUCAUGCAAAUCAGUUGAUGAUUAUGUUGCAAAAUCAUAGAAAGCUGUUGGAUAUUAAACAGAAGUGUACCACUGCCAAACAAGAAUUAGCAAAUAAUCUACACGUCAGGUUGAAGUGGUGUUGCUUUGUGAUGCUUCAUGCCGAUCAAGAUGGAGAAAAAUUGCAAGCUUUGCUCCGCCUCGUAAUAGAGCUGUUAGAAAGAGUCAAAAUUGUUGAAGCCCUUAGUACUGUUCCUCAGAUGUAUUGCUUAGCUGUUGUUGAGGUUGUAAGGAGAAAAAUGUUCAUUAAACACUACAGGGAGUGGGCCGGUGCUCUGGUCAAAGACGGGAAGCGACUGUAUGAAGCCGAGAAGUCCAAGCGGGAAUCCUUUGGGAAAGUAUUUAGGAAGUCUUUUUUAAGAAAUCGUCUGUUUAGAGGACUGGACUCCUGGCCACCUUCCUUUUGUACUCAGAAGCCUCGAAAGUUUGACUGUGAACUUCCAGAUAUUUCAUUAAAAGAUUUACAGUUUCUGCAAUCAUUUUGUCCUUCUGAAGUUCAGCCAUUCCUCAGGGUUCCCUUGCUUUGUGACUUCGAACCUCUACACCAGCAUGUACUUGCCCUGCAUAAUUUGGUAAAAGCAGCACAAAGUUUGGAUGAAAUGUCGCAGACCAUUACAGAUCUUCUGAGUGAGCAAAAGGCAUCCGUGAGUCAAGCAUCCCCUCAGUCGGCUUCUUCCCCACGGACAGAAAGUGCAGCGGGAAUCACAACUACUACCUCACCAAGAACUCCCCCUCCACUCACUGUUCAGGAUACCUUGUGUCCUGCAGUUUGUCCCUUAGAAGAACUAUCUCCAGAUAGCAUUGAUGCACAUACAUUUGAUUUUGAAACUAUACCCCAUCCAAACAUCGAACAGACUAUUCACCAAGUUUCUUUAGACUUAGAUUCAUUAGCAGAAAGUCCUGAGUCCGAUUUUAUGUCUGCUGUGAAUGAGUUUGUGAUAGAAGAAAAUUUAUCAUCUCCUAAUCCUAUAAGUGAUCCCCAAAGUCCAGAAAUGAUGGUGGAGUCCCUUUACUCAUCAGUUAUCAAUGCCAUAGAUAGUAGACGUAUGCAGGACACAAAUACAGGUGGUAAAGAGGGUUUUGGAGAUCAUGCUUCUCUGAAUGUCCAGUUGGAAAAAUGUAGAGUUGUUGCCCAAGAUGCUCAUUUUAGUAUCCAAACCAUUAAGGAAGAUCUUUGCCACUUCAAAACAUUUGUACAAAAAGAACAGUGUGACUUCUCAAAUUCUUUAAAAUGUACAGCAGUAGAAAUAAGAAACAUUAUUGAACAAGUAAAGUGUUCCCUGGAAAUAACACUAAAAGAAAAGCACCAGGAAGAACUACAUUCUUUGAAAAGUGAGUAUGAAGGUAAAAUCAGUGCAUUAAUAAAGGAGAGUGAAGAAAACGAAAACAAAGUUAAAAAAUUGAAAGGAGACUUGGCAUACCUUGAGGAAGUUCUACAAAAUAAAGAUGAUGAAUUUGCGUUGGUGAAACAUGAAAAAGAAGCUGUCAUCUGCCUGCAGAAUGAAAAGGAUCGGAAGUUGUUGGAGAUGGAAAACAUAAUGCACGCUCAAAACUGCGAAAUCGGUGAGCUGAAGCAGUCUCGAGAGGUCGCGUUGGAAGACUUGAAAAAGCUCCACGUUGAAAGUGAAGAGAAGAUUGAGUUGCUGCGGGCCGAACUUCAGUGCCUGGAGCAGAGCCAUCUGAAGGAGUUGGAGGACACGCUGCACGUCAGGCACACGCAGGAGGUUGAGAAAGUUACGACAGAGCACAAAGUGUCUUUGGAGAUCUUAAAACAGGAAAAUCAGCAAAGAAUUGAUCAGCUACAGGAGUCUCACACCACAGCUAUCCGUGAAAAAGAACAGCAGCUGCAGGAGCUGAAACUUAAGGUUUCUGACUUGUCAGACACGAGGUGUAAGUUAGAGGUUGAACUCGCGUUGAAGGAAGCAGAAACUGAUGAAAUAAAAAUGUUGCUGGAGGAAAGCAGAAUGCAACAGAAAGAAACACUGAAAUCUCUGUUGGAGAAAGAAACGGAGAACUUGCGAACAGAGAUAAGUCAGUUAAACCAAAAGAUUCAUGACAAUAACGAAAAUUACCAGGUGGGCCUAGCAGAGCUGAGAACUUUAAUGACAAUUGAAAAGGAUCAGUGCAUUUCCGAGUUAAUUAGCAGACAUGAAGAGGAAUCGAACAUACUCAAAGCCGAGUUAGACAAAGUGACGUCUUUGCAUCACCAAGCAUUCGAAAUAGAAAAAAGCCUGAAAGAACAAGUGGUUGAACUGCAGAAUAAACUGGAUUCAGAAUUGCAUGCGCUUGAAAAACAGAAAGAUGAAAAGAUCACGCAACAAGAAGAGAAGUACGAAGCACUUAUCCAGAGCCUGGGGAAAGACAAGGAGGAGUUGGUGGUGAGCCACGAGCAGGAGAGGGAACAGCUAACUCAGAAGCUCAGUUGCGAAAAAGACCGCGCUGUUCAGGCUGCCCUGAAAGAAUUUCAGCUGGAGAGAGAAGUCACCGAGAAGGACUUACUAGAAAAAAUUAAACACCUUGAAAAUCAGAUAGCAAAAAGUCCUGUCAUUGAAUCUGCCAGAGAAGAUUCUUCAAGCUUAGUUGCUGAACUUCAAGAAAAGCUUCAGGAAGAAAAAGCUAAGUUUCUGGAACAACUUGAAGAGCAAGAGAAGAGAAAGAACGAAGAAAUGCAAAAUGUUCGAACAUCCUUGAUUGCCGAACAACAGACCAAUUUUAACACUGUUUUAACAAGAGAGAAAAUGAGAAAAGAAAACAUAAUAAAUGAUCUUAGUGAUAAGUUGAAAAGUACAAUGCAACAGCAAGAACGGGAUAAAGAUUUGAUAGAAUCACUUUCUGAGGACAGAGCUCGCUUGCUUGAGGAGAAGAAAAGGCUUGAAGAAGAAGUCAGUAAGUUGCGUAGCAGCACUUUUGUUUCUUCGCCAUAUGGAGCUGCAGCCCCGGAACUUUAUGGAGCCUGCGCGCCUGAGUCGCCGGCUGAGACAGAUGGAUCAGCCUUGGAGGCAGCAGAUGAAGGGAGAGUGGACUCAGCCGUGGAGACGAGCAUGAUGUCUGUGCAGGAAAAUGUCCAUAUGCUUUCUGAAGAAAAACAGAGGAUAAUGCUCUUAGAAAGAACACUGCAAUUGAAAGAAGAAGAAAAUAAGCGGUUAAAUCAAAGACUGAUGUCUCAGAGCAUGUCUUCAGUAUCGUCAAGGCAUUCUGAAAAGAUAGCAAUUAGAGACUUUCAGGUGGGAGAUCUGGUACUCAUCAUCCUAGACGAACGCCACGACAACUACGUGUUAUUCACUGUUAGUCCUACUUUGUACUUUCUGCAUUCAGAGUCUCUGCCUGCCCUGGAUCUCAAACCAGCUUCAGGUGCAUCUAGAAGACCCUGGGUACUUGGAAAAGUAAUGGAAAAGGAGUACUGUCAAGCCAAAAAGGCACAAAACAGAUUUAAAGUUCCUCUGGGGACAAAGUUUUACAGAGUGAAAGCGGUGUCAUGGAAUAAGAAAGUAUAGCCUCUGGAGGCCACUACUACAUUGUGUCACUUCCUAAUUUCUUCUGCAUUGCUCAUUAGUCACUCCGGAAACAGACCAUCUUUUUAUACAAAAGUCAACAUGACAACAUACUUCAUUGGUGGACUUCUUAACUGGCGAUGUUUUAGGAACGAUAAAUUCCUCAAAACCCUUGGCUGAAUUAAAAUGGUUUUGGGUUUUAUUUUUUUCUUUUGUACCCAGAUAACUCUAGAAAUGCGGACCAAACUAAUUGAUCUUCUCAAAGGGCAUACCUGUGCAUUGUGGCUUAUGGUUAGCCAUAUUAAUUGCCUGUUAAAUAUACAUUAGCUUGAACUUAGAUGUUAAAUGUUAGUUAUUAUUACCAGCAUUUGUCCUUUUGUGAAACAGUAUCAGAACACUUGCACUCUUUAACACAUUCUUUAUAAAAAUGUAUAAAUUCUUCAAAACUAUUAAAGAGUGUCACUGCAUGCAGAUAAUCAUAACUCUGGGUUCGCCUCAGUAGAUGACUAAAGCAAAUUCUUCCAUUUUUUAAUGCCCUUUGAUAUUUCAAAAGAGGAACUCUGUAACUUGACUGACUGACUUUAAGAUCAGCCAUAAAUAAUCAGCAAUCUCGAAAAGCACUUUCAACAGCUAGUCUGGGUUCUCUAGGAAAGAGUCUGCGCUGCCGCCGUUUUCCGCUGUGGCUCUCAGACCUUCCCACGUCUCUGUGACUAUUUAGAAUAAUCAUAUUGAUGAAAUCGUAAUUCAUGGUUGAGUUUCAGAAAAAGAUGCAUUGUACAUUAACCAUUUAGAGGUCAUUUAAAUAACAAAAUACUGUAUUGUAAAAGACCUGUACAAUUUUAAAACAAUAAAGAUUUCAACCUGUAAAUGUGUGUGCCUUUUAAAGAAGGAUACAUUUUUAAUAUAUUGGAGUGAUUGCAGGGGAGUGUGGGAAAACUGUUAUGUAUCAUAUCAAAGAGAAAAUGUUUAUUACAAAAAUGUUCUUUAAUUAUAUACCGUGUAACAGUGUAAAACAGUGUUAUGUAGAAUAGAAUUGUGUAAACCAGGCCUUCCAGGGUGUUGCCGUUGAGCAGAGAUAUUUAAAUGAGUUAGUUGAUUUGGAUGAACAUUGUUGCAAGCUUGUUGGUAGAAAACCGUAACAAAAUGAUUUUUUUCAGAAAAUAUUUAAUUUCCUCAUAAAAAUGAGUUAAAUAUUUUUUUAAAUAUGUGUAUCUAAUAGUACAAGAUGGAUAAGCAUCCUAGUGUAUAGAAAACUGAAUUUGACAACAUAUUAAUGAAUAAACGAAUGAUGAUUCCA